Haliotis rubra (blacklip abalone) is the source of this 2475-nucleotide messenger RNA. RefSeq lists its product as uncharacterized. The annotation marks the transcript as partial. Lineage: Eukaryota; Metazoa; Mollusca; Gastropoda; Lepetellida; Haliotidae. The record is from RefSeq and is a predicted model, not a curated record. The transcript is spliced from 8 exons.
CUUGAAAAACUUGAGUCUUCCAGAAAGAAAGACUGUGCCCAGGCAAAGGAAGGUCUGUCGAAACAGCUGGAAGAAGCCACCAAGCUACUGGAGAACCUCCAGGAGAAGGUGGGACAGACACAGAGAGACCUGACGUCACCAAGCACAAAUGUCACUAAAGAAAAGACCCCAAGAGAAAAAGGGAGGCUGGACCCGGAAGAGUCAGAGAUGGCUUAUGAAUUAAAAGCACAGAUGAUGAAGAAUAUUGAGGCUGAGAACUCCAAGCUGCGAGCAGAGAUCACUUUACACGGAAAGAUUGUGGAGGUGAAGCAUCUCCACAACCAGAACCAGAAGUUACAGGAAGAGUCCAACCUCUCCCACACCAACAUGGUCAAGCUCCUGAACAGGUUCCAGAAGAAGGCAAAGGAAACUGACCAGAAGAUGAAGGCCUUUGAGGGGGAGCUGGCCAAGGCAAACAGACUUGCAUUCCGUUACAAGGACCUGUAUGACCAAGAGCGGCAGCAGAGAGGGGGCAAGGGGCUGUCCCCACGACCAGAUGACCAUGAUGAGGGCACAGACAGAAUCACCAUGCCCGCUAUAUCUGGACGCCACAAGUUAUCCAACUCUUCCACUCUGCUGGGAAACAACAUGAGAGUCAACGAUGUCAUUCGAAAAAAUGAGAGUUUGGUGGAUGAAAACGACUCUCUAAAGAAGGAAAUUGUCAAACUUCGACAGGACAAUGCUAUCCUCUUGAAGAAAACCAAACAUGCAAUGGCUGAUAGAGACAGUAUACUACAUGAGCUGGAAACGUGUCGCAUGUCACGGGAAGAUGUCAUCAAACGGCUCCAGAAAGAGAAAUCUCAGAAUCAGGUCCUAGAGCGGGCUGCAGCUCGGAGAGCCCAGGAGUUUGUGUUUGAGAAACGCCAGAAACAUGACCUUGAAGAGAGCUUACGUUGGAGAGUGGUAUACAAUGAUAGGUCUGGCCCUAUCAGUGCCUAUGGAGCAGUGCCCAGGACAUACUCACACGCUGUGCCAAAAAAUGUGGACCAACCACGAGGAAUGCUACCUGUUCAAGACUAUGCAACAGCCAAUCAAAGUUCAGCUUAAUGAUGGACGCCAUACAGACAUAUCAACCAGUUGAUUAGAAACGUAUCACAUGAUUAGUUUAACAUAUUCAUCGAACAAUAACUGUCAGUUUGUCAGUCUUAACUUUCUUUUCAAAUUUGAUUUUCUAAAUUAUAUUGGUUUUCUGACUACUGUUUUUGGAUGGACAAUCAUGUUAUUAAUUUUGGCUUAAACCUUUGUGUGUUGUUUUAAUUGCAGUGUAUAAGGUGACUUUUAACAUGUUGUGUUUCAAGCAGGGAAAACUGCAUUUGAUGAAACUUUCGAAUUAUGUUCUUUCGGUAAAAUCAUUAUCAUUUUAUGAACAUUUCCUGAUCAUUUACCAGUAUUAAUCACAUAUUUUUACAGUCAGUAUUAAUUAUGGACAAUGAUACUAAAAGAAUCUAAUUAAAAUGUUUAAAAUCAAACAUACAGAAUACUUUUAUUAAGAAGCAUUUACAAUUUAGGUGAACUGAUCUGGUCAAACAAUGUUUCUACAUAUGUGAACUCCUCGCUGUUGACACCUCCUGAUGCUAGUGUUACAGAAUGUGGAAACUGGCGGAGUUAUUGGUCCCACCCAGUUUGAGCAGCAAUCUUAAAGGGGUAGGAGACAGUUACAAAACAUAUUGUCUGUGUGUGUUUGUUGGAGUGUUGGGUGGGUGAUGAGAAUUAUAGUAUAUUAGUUGAGACUAGAACAAUUUUAUAUGACAACAAAAAAUCAAACAUCCCAUGCUGUUAGUUAUCAUCCAGUAGUGAGUUACCGACGUGAAAUUGCCGCAAUACCUGUCUACUUGUUUAAUAAACACAGGUCCAGUCAAACUGGAGACAGGAGCCCAGUCAGACUGGGUUGGCACUAUUAAUAGGCUGCAGCAGCCCAUAGUCCUUCUACAGAAUUGUUUUACAGAACUGAACUUGGACCUCUGACUAGCUGUGACACCAUGUGUCUGGGGUGACUAGUAUGUUGCCCACAGUUUAUACUACAUACUUCAGAUAAAUGAAUAAAGGUAGUUCGGCAUACACUGAGUGAUGGGUAGUGCAACAUUUUUUGUGUACAAACAGUUAACAGCGCUUAUUAGUAUGACAUACCAACAUCUUGUUAUCAGGAAGCCUUUCAGUUACACUCCAUGAUGACCUCUACUGUUUCUAAAUUUCUGUUACUGGAGUUCCCUCAUCUGAAGCACAGUGGCCCUGAAUGAUGACGACCUCACAUCGGUGAUAUUGCUCAAGGUUGUUCUAAUCAUUCUUAUUUGAAUACUUAUGACCACCACAAACACAAUGAAUGACCUUGCUACUAUAUGCAAGUAUUCUAUUAUGAAAUUAAUGAAUAUUAAAUCAAUCCAUAAAAUAUGAGUGCCUGAGGUGUGUAUUUGGUAAAGGGCAGCAUGUCAUGCUGGA